Pundamilia nyererei is the source of this 1015-nucleotide messenger RNA. Its product is annotated as putative DMBT1-like protein. NCBI's taxonomy places the organism in Eukaryota, Metazoa, Chordata, Actinopteri, Cichliformes, Cichlidae. The record is from RefSeq and is a predicted model, not a curated record. Bases 61 to 816 code for a protein of 251 amino acids. Gene Ontology annotation, biological process: zymogen activation. The transcript has 4 exons. Gene Ontology annotation, cellular component: plasma membrane. Gene Ontology annotation, molecular function: serine-type endopeptidase activity.
UGUUGACUUUACUGUCUUCUGGUUCCCAUAAAUGACACGAUCAGCCUCUUUUUUUCAGUCAUGGGGUGCAGACAGCAGAGAGUGCUUCAGUUUUUGACCUUCGUUUCUUGCCUCUUGGCCUUCACUUCAUCUGCUGCAGGACAGAUCAGACUAGCUGGGUCUGGAUCCACUCAGUGCUCUGGAAGAGUUGAAAUCUAUCACAGUGGCUCCUGGGGAACAGUCUGUGAUGAUACCUGGGACUUGAAUGAUGCUAAGGUGGUCUGUAGACAGCGGGGCUGUGGGAUAGCAGAGAGUGCCACUUCAUCUGCUCAAUUCGGUCCAGGAAGUGGACAAAUCUGGCUUGAUAAUGUGGCCUGUUCAGGAAGUGAGCAUUAUCUCACUGAGUGUCAGCACAAUGGAUUUGGGACACAUGACUGUGGACAUGGUGAGGAUGCUGGUGUUGUUUGCUCAGCACCUCAGAUUAGGUUCGCUGGGUCUACUUCAUGUUCAGGAAGAGUAGAAUUCUACUACAACAGUGAGUGGGGAACGGUCUGUGAUGAUAACUGGAACUUAAGUGAUGCUAAGGUGGUCUGUAGACAGCUGGGCUGUGGGGCAGCAUUGGAGGCCACUUCAUCUGCUCGCUUCGGUCAAGGAAGUGGAAAAAUCUGGCUUGAUAAUGUGGCCUGUUCAGGAAGUGAGAGUUCUCUAACUGAGUGUGGACACAAUGGAUUUGGGAAACACGACUGUAGCCAUGGUGAGGAUGCUGGUGUCGUCUGUUCAGGUGAGAAGUGUUUGUUAUACUCUUAUCAAAACAUAGAUAAAAAUGUGCUAAAUUAAUAAAUAAUACAUUUUGAACUCUUUAUUUAUUAAGCACACUCAUUAAGCGUUCUGAGUGGUGGAAGAAAGUAGAUCAUCAAUCAUUGUUUAAAAUAACCAGCUGUUCCUCUUUUGGCAGCAAUAACUUCAACUUCAUGCCAGCCCCUUUCUAAGUUCUGAUCUCUGUGUCAGAUACAGUGGGGCAAAAAAGUAUUUAGUC